This is a messenger RNA of Musa acuminata AAA Group (dessert banana), 2587 nucleotides long. Its product is annotated as transcription factor GTE4-like. The record is from RefSeq and is a predicted model, not a curated record. The transcript has 5 exons. NCBI's taxonomy places the organism in Eukaryota, Viridiplantae, Streptophyta, Magnoliopsida, Zingiberales, Musaceae. Bases 238 to 2088 code for a protein of 616 amino acids. Gene Ontology annotation, molecular function: protein binding.
CUCCUUUUGUUCGCACUUCCCCCUUCGCGAUUCUUCUCUCUUCCCAUUUCCCGAACGAUGACGAGGACCCCAAAACCCUCUCAAUUUCUUUCCUUCGAUCCGUUUGACUCCGGGGAAAUUGACGGAUCCGGUGGAGAAUUCUUGUAAUCUAGGGUUCCGCCGCCCCAAACCCUAACGACUCCCCCCCGAUCGCAGCGGUGAUCGAUCCCCCCAUGGAGGAAUUCAAUAGGCCCUCGGAUGGCUUCGCCAUCUGAGAGGGCUUUCAUGGCGUCGGGGCCUCUGGUAGGCGGCGGCGCCGGUGGCGACGGUUCCCGCGAGAAGCACCGGUGGGCGGAGAGCAGCAAGGUGUACACUCGCAAGUCCUCUAACAAGACCCCCAAGCCCUCCUCUAAUCCCCAGCCCCCUGCACCUUCCGCGGCCGAAAACAACGACCUCGACUCCGCCCGCCGCCAGCACUCCCAGCCGGCGCCGGCGCCCCCGGCUGCCUCGGACGAUGCCUCCUCCAGCUUGAAUCGUCCCCCGGCCGACCCUGCUAUCGCUGCCAAUGGUCAUGGCCGCAGCGUCACCAUUAGCCUGGCGUCCAGAUCGCGCCAGGAGAUGCAGGAGCUCCGCAGGAAGCUCGCCACAGAGCUUGAGCAGGUGCGCGCUCUCUCCCGGCGGCUUGAGGCCCAUGAGCUCCAGCUCGCCUCGGCGGCUGUCGCCCCUGCUGCUGGGUACACUCAUUCGCAGCUCUCUGCCACUGAUCCUAACACGCCAGUAGCUGCCAAGAGGGCGCCGGAGCUGGCCACCCCUACGAACGCCGCUGCUGGCCCGUUCUCUCGCCAGCUGAGUGUCUCGGUCUCUGCCAUGGAGAACAACCUUAGCGAGGGUGUAGAGAAGGAGAAGCGGACUCCCAAGGCCAACCAAUACUAUCAAAAUUCCGAUUUUGUUCUUGGGAAGGAGAAGUUCCCACCACCUGACCCGCAUGGAAACAAGAAAUCAAAGGCCAUUGGGGGAAAGAAGCAGUCCUCGGAGUUGUCAGAUUACAGUGGCGCCCAUCCAGCUGAGAAGAAACUCUAUGUGCAGGCCUUCAAGAGUUGUGUUGUGCUGCUCUCGAAGCUGAUGAAGCACAAGUAUGGCUGGGUGUUCAAUAAGCCGGUCGACGCAAAGGCCCUUGGCCUGCAUGACUACUAUAACAUCAUCAAGCACCCAAUGGAUCUUGGCACUGUGAAGUCCAGCCUUGCCAAGAACUGGUACAAGUCCCCACAAGAUUUUGCCGAGGAUGUAAGGCUAACCUUUUGCAAUGCCAUGACUUACAACCCCAAGGGGCAGGAUGUCCAUGUCAUGGCUGAGCAACUUCUGCAGGUAUUUGAGGAGCAUUGGCCUGCCAUUGAGGCCGAGUUCGCCUAUUUUUCCCAUCCACCGGCCCCCAAGAAGCCCCCACCUCUUGACAUGAGAAUGCUGGAGAGAUCAGACUCCACCGUGCAUCCUGUGGUGGUUGAGCCAAAGACAAAGCCAGUGAACCAGCCGACUCACGUAGGCCGCGCACCUGCUUUGAAGAAGCCAAAGGCCAAGGAUAUGAAUAAGAGGGAUAUGACUUUCGAAGAGAAGCAAAAACUGAGUAAUAACCUGCAGAAGCUGCCUCCGGAGAAGCUGGAGAGCAUUGUGCAGAUUAUUAAGAAGAGGAAUUCAUCGCUUAACCAGCAUGAUGAUGAGAUUGAAGUGGAUAUAGAUAGUGUCGACGUGGAGACACUGUGGGAGCUGGAUAGAUUUGUCACGAAUUACAAAAAGAGUUUGAGUAAGAACAAGAGGAAGGCUGAACUUGCAAUUCUAGCUAGGCAGGAGGCCGAACUUAACACACAGGAAAUGGCGCAGGGAAUGAUUCAAGAGGCAGUUGUUGCUGAAGUACUUGAGAAGAGCAAGACAGCGGUUAAUGAGAAAUUUGCAGCUUCUUCAUCACCAGUUGAAGGUGCAAAAAAGGGAGAAAAUGCAAGUAGAUCUAGUAGUUCAAGCAGCUCUAGUAGUGAUUCAGGAUCAUCAUCAAGUGAUUCAGAUAGUGAAAGCUCCUCUGCAUAUGGUUCUGAUGCUGCACGUUCGCCUAGAACAUGAACUGAUUUAGGAAAGGUUGACUACAAUAUUUCCUGUGUGAUGACAGAUGCCAUGUACUUAUCAAACUGGAUGGUGGCUGGAUCAUCUUCGGGAUGGUAAUGCACUAAAAACACCGGUGUGCCAAGCUAGGGGACAUCCAACUUCCCACCUUAAAACAAUCUUUGUUACAUGUUUGAAGCAAUUGCAGGUUUCUAGCUGUAGGUUGGGGUUAGAAGGGCAGUAGGAGUAGAGAAUUAUGUAUUUGGUGGUGUUAGUGGUUGUUUUUGUUCAUGCAGAUGUUCGUUGUAGGGGUGCAGCAAUUCAUUGGUACAAAUAAUUUAGUGUGACUGUUGCUAAUGUAUCUGUAGAUGCUUCCCUAGUCAUCCCCAUCAACCGGUAAACCUACCUAAUGUGGCGAAAGCCACAGUGCACUGGGAAGUGUAUUAACUGUUCUGUAAGCUUUGGUAAUAAGAAAUGUACAUUUGGAUCACUUGGUCGAAAUCCAUGAAACUUACCAUUA